Molecule: messenger RNA, 1098 nt
Organism: Pyrus x bretschneideri (Chinese white pear)
Lineage: Eukaryota; Viridiplantae; Streptophyta; Magnoliopsida; Rosales; Rosaceae
Product: UPF0301 protein CHU_1773
Exons: 2
Coding region: 75-947 (290 amino acids)
Source: RefSeq, a predicted model, not a curated record
UAUAUAUCAGUGCAUGAUCUGCUCUUUUUUUCUUGCCAUCUGUGAAGCUUUGAUCUACCGUCAAAAGUUCAUCAAUGGAAGCUUGUUUUCUUGCCUCAAAUUCCUUCAUCAAAACUGUUACUUCUCCCAACAGAAAUUUCACUCAACUUCAAUCCAAAAGAGUUGGGAUUCCAUCUUCAAUAACAUGUAGCCGUGGGGAGUCAUCAACGCCGUCCAACGAUGAUCACAAACCAUCCAUUGAUACAGAUUGGCGAUCAUUCAGAGCAAGACUGGUAGCUGCAGAGAAAUCAAGGUCAAAAGAGCCCACCUCAACUUCCUCACUUGAUCUUGACACUGUGGUGGAUCAACCUAAGCCCAUCACUGUUGGUGACAAAUGGGCUCACGAAAUCCACGAGCCUGAGAAGGGAUGCCUACUCCUUGCAACCGAAAAGCUCGACGGGGUCCACAUAUUCGAACGGACAGUCAUUCUGGUGUUGUCCACUGGGCCAUUGGGACCGUCGGGCAUCAUACUCAACCGGCCCUCCCUCAUGUCGAUCAAGGAAACGCGGUCAACCGCUCUGGACGUGGCGGGCACGUUCUCGGACCAGCCGUUGUUCUUCGGCGGGCCGUUGGAAGAGGGGUUGUUCUUGGUGAGGCCCAAAGGGGGUGAUGAUGUAGUUGGGAGGAGUGGAGUUUUUGAUGAGGUGAUGAAGGGGUUGUACUAUGGGACAAAGGAAAGUGUGGGGUGUGCGGCUGAGAUGGUGAAGAGGAAUAUGGUUGGGCUUGGGGAGUUCAGGUUCUUUGAUGGGUAUUGUGGGUGGGAGAAGGAGCAGUUGAAGGAUGAAAUAAGAUCUGGUUAUUGGACUGUGGCAGCUUGUAGCCCAAGUGUGAUUGAUUUGAGGAGUGUGGGAAGUGUUGGGCUUUGGGAGAAGGUCCUUGGGCUUAUGGGCCGUCGGAAGGUUCGGUGAAAUCUGUUUGCGAUCGUCGGAUACUAGAGUUUGUGUUGUAUUUUUGAUUUGUCGUUCGUGUUCAAGAAUGCUAGUAUCAGUCGCUCACAUAUGUCACAGUCAUGUACAUAAUUGACAGUGUUGAUUAAUAAGAAGUAUGAAUCUUAUUACA